Strongylus vulgaris is the source of this 762-nucleotide messenger RNA. The record is from the annotation of a GenBank genome assembly. NCBI's taxonomy places the organism in Eukaryota, Metazoa, Nematoda, Chromadorea, Rhabditida, Strongylidae.
AUGAAGCUGAGGGAACCAACGACGCAAGUGGUUGAAAUCAGACGACCAGUUGUGGAACCGCAGCCGGUGAGAGUUGUUGAUAAGUACAUGUGGAUGGAAGGUGAUUAUCUGCAGGUUUGUGAGCGUGGACGCCUGAAGGCAGCUGAGGAACAUUUCUGGACCCAACUGAUUGAAGAAUACCUAAAACCCGUGCAGUCCACACCACAACAGCAAAGCGAAAUCGCUGAGGGUUUGGCUUCAUUGCGUAACAAUAUCGCGUUUGCUAUCAUUCUUGUCAAUGCACUACUUGCACUUGCUAUCUAUCUUAUCCAAAAGCAUAAAAACGUGUUGAGUAUCCGCUGGACACCAUAUCGAGACUUCAAAUGGACCAAAAUGAACGAAAUGACUGGACAGUACGAGGAGACUAAGGAUCCCUUGAAAAUAGAUCCAUUGGGAAUGUUGAUUAUAGUAUUCCUGCUUGGUAUACUUGUUGUGCAGACCAUAGGGAUGCUUAUUCACCGAUUAAAUACAAUGAUUGGAGCGUUCCAAGAAGUCAAUCAGCUUCAUGACUUUGUCCCAGCCUUGAAGUCAAACAAAAUAGAUGAUGAAAGAAUUCUAACUGCUGCUCGACAAAUGAUUGAUACGACAUCCUAUGCAAUGAGCCAUGCAGCCGAUGGCUAUACUAGACAUCGUGAACUUGAUUCUGACAACGAUAAUGUGCUGUACAAACUGCAAAGAGCACGCUUGGCUAAAAGAAUGCAACGAGCAGAGGAAAAAAACUAG